This is a messenger RNA of Rhinopithecus roxellana (golden snub-nosed monkey), 2223 nucleotides long. RefSeq lists its product as uncharacterized. The record is from RefSeq and is a predicted model, not a curated record. The transcript is spliced from 6 exons. NCBI's taxonomy places the organism in Eukaryota, Metazoa, Chordata, Mammalia, Primates, Cercopithecidae. Bases 1 to 978 code for a protein of 325 amino acids.
AUGACGCUAACACUGUAUGGCUUCACAGGAGUCAUUCAGGCAACAAAUGGUCCUGUGAUGCACACUGUGCCUGGCCCCGCUGGAGAGACUGUGAAAGCACUGCUCCCUCUAGUCACACUCCAGGGAACUCACACCGGGGCCGGGCAGGGGGACCUGAGAGACAGAUACUCGAAGGAAGGAAGGGUGGACGAGGCCCCAGUCCAUCGGUUGGAAAUAAUGGGCUAUGUUUUAUUUCUCAGUGGACUGAGGAGGAGAGCAACAUUUUUAGUGUGCAAGUACACGUCCAUUUAUACAAACACGUGUAUAUCCCUUGUUCACACGGUCGUGCACGCUGCUCUUUUUCCUCUCAGUGUAUCUGGAAGACGGUUCCGAAUCAACUGGAUGGGAUUUUUAAUUUCCGAAGGAGGGAGGUGGGGGUGGGCUGGGCCCCUCUCGGUGCCCCGGGUUCCCGGCAGAAGUCUCCAGGACUGUGGGAGUCUGCAGACGCGGAGUUUCCGCGCCAGAGGAGCGGGUCCACGCGGACAGGCAGUUCCAGCCCCGGGUAAGAGCGGCCCCAUCUCCUCCCCGUCCCCGGCGCCGCCAGCAGCAGCCCUGGAGCGAUUUCCCCUCCCCGCCACCCGCGCUCUCUCUCCUCCUGCGCCCAGGCGGGUCUCCGGCUCCGGAUCCGGGCGGCGACGGUGCAGAUGGGGGCGCACAGGGGACGGUCCUGGAGCCCAGCAAGGGUGCGAGCUGGAGGCGGCGGUUCAGAAAAGUCGUCAGGUCUCCAGCGCGGGCAGCGGCGGGAGCUGGAGCCGCGGUCAAGAGGACCCGAGGGGACGCAGCCCGCCUGGCACAAACGGCCACGGGUGUGAGGGACUCGACGAGCUGGGAGGACGCGGUCACCGCUGGUGCGGCGCACUGGGCCCGGUGAUGGGCGCCUUCCCCGGCACAGGAUAUACUUUAUUCAGCUGGGUGCUGAAAAACAAUCUUGGAAAUUAGGAAACUGAAUGAGGCCUCAUUUCACACUCAGAAUGUGGGUUGCAAUAGUCACUUCCUCUGCUGCUGGGAAAGAAAGAAUUAUACUACCUUUUGAAUUUUGGAUUAAAAAGAGAGGUGUUGGCUUGUCAAACUACCGUGUAUUCCUCAAGACAUAUUUUUGUGGCUUUAUAAAAAUUCAAUAUAUAUUUCUAAAUUUAAACAUACUUUGUUGCAACCUGGCCCUUGGACAAAAUGAGGCAUCGGCAGCUGAUGUUUAUGGCUUUCCAUAGAACCUUCCAGAUAAAAUUUACACAGCAUUUUACUGCAGCUAUUUCACAUAAAGCAGAGGAUUUUGCCACAAAACUGAAAGAAAAAAGAAACUGCAUUCUUAAAUUUUUUAUAAAUCAAAAGGUAUAAAAAUAUCUACCUAAAAGGUAAAGGAAAUGAGAAACCCAUCCAUGAUGGAAAGAAAGCCUAUUUCAGCUUUGCCUUUUCUUUAAGUUCUUUGUUCCAUAUCUGGAAUGCAAUCGGAAUUUUAAUCUUUCCUUGGGUUCCUCCUGGAUUUGGGGAGAAGAUAAAAGCUGAAAAUCUCAAAUCUGCCUGUGUUGGGCUGCAUGUCUUGACGCCAGUGGAAGGAUCACACUGCAGAGUGCUGUGCUUGCAGAAGUCCCGCUUCUCAACCUCCAUCGCUUUAUGAAUUAAUUCACCGGAAAGAAAAGGAAGAAUCAACACUUUCAGAGAUGGAGACUGUUGAGCCACAGUAUCAACUAGUCAAUGCUGAAUCCGACUUCUCCCUUUCUACAUUGCCUGAUAGAAGUCAUUGGGGAAUACUCUGUAUUUGAAUUUUCACUGUUGGGGAAAGCAAUUUUUGGAAGUGAUGGGUAGACCUCAGUUUGUAUGUAUUGCGUUAAUUACUAUUUCUUUGCUUUUCCUUUUUUGUGCAGUUGCAGGGAGUCAAGGAAUUGGAUAGUGGAUUGCAUUGGUGGCUUUCCUCAGUUUCCUCAUCUUCUCCACAAGUUUCUACAUAUCGAAUGCAGAGAAGCCCUUCUUCAAAGGACCUCCUAUGGAACCUGCUAAAGAACUCAGGCUGUAGCUCUGUGUGGAGCCAUGUGUAAACACUGAAACGAGACCUGCCACCUCCUACUACCUAAUGACCCCUUUCCAUCUGAGAAGAUCAUUCCCUAGAAACGAACUCAUGCUGACUUCCAUGUUUUUUUAGAUUAGAGAUAUGGAGAAUUUUCCUUUCCCUUAGAAUUAAAAUCCUGC